Messenger RNA from Drosophila sechellia, 1033 nucleotides. RefSeq names its product skin secretory protein xP2. The record is from RefSeq and is a predicted model, not a curated record. NCBI's taxonomy places the organism in Eukaryota, Metazoa, Arthropoda, Insecta, Diptera, Drosophilidae. The transcript has 2 exons. The coding region runs from base 83 to 937 and encodes 284 amino acids.
CUUGUAUAAAUAGUUAGCCAUUGAGCCUCUUCAGACAGAAGCUACUCGAUCGCUCUUGGAGUAACAGAUUGCAGCUGUCAUCAUGAAAUUCCUGGUUGUUGCCUUUGCCGUUCUGGCCUGCGCCUAUGGCGAUGUCUCCCACUUGGGUUACGACUACUCUCCUCCGGCCCCAGCUCCGGUUUACCAGCCUGCUCCAGCUCCGGUCUACCAGCCCGCCCCGGCUCCGGUCUACCAGCCUGCUCCAGCACCAGUUGUUAUCCCUGCUCCUGCUCCCGCUCCAGUUGUGAUCCCAGCUCCAGCUCCCGUGAAGUCCUACGUCCCACCUGCACCCAUCAGCAUCCCAGCCCCAGCACCCGCUCCCAUCAGGAUCCCAGCCCCAGUUUACCAGCCAGCUCCUGCUCCCAUCAGCAUCCCAGCUCCGGCUCCAGUUGAGAUCCCUGCCCCAGCCCCAGUGAACACCUACAUUCCCCCCGCACCAGCACCAGCUCCGGUUUACCAGCCAGCCCCUGCUCCCAUUCCCGUGAGCAUCCCGGCUCCAGCUCCCGUUUACCAGCCUGCUCCCGCUCCCGUCGUGAUCCCAGCCCCUGCUCCAGCACCAGUUGUGAUCUCUGCUCCUGCUCCCGCUCCCGUUGUGAUCCCAGCCCCUGCUCCAGCACCAGUUGUGAUCUCUGCUCCUGCUCCCGCUCCAGUUGUGAUCCCAGCCCCAGCUCCUGUGAGGUCGUACGUGCCACCUGCACCAAUCAGCAUCCCAGCCCCGGCUCCCGUUUACCAGCCAGCUCCCAUCAGCAUCCCGGCCCCUGCCCCGGUUUACCAACCAGCUCCCGCUCCCGUCUACCAGCCAACCAACACUCAGGUUCUGGAGGAGAUCGAGCCCGCUUCCAAUGAUGGAUACCGCUACAAGACCGUGCGUCGUCGCGUCUACCGUCACCGUUUCUAAACUUACCAAAGCCCAAAAAAAACUGUUUCCUAACGAAUCCCUACGGGGACUCGCAAUAAAAAAUUUCCGCCUUCAAUUUGUUAAACAAAAAGAAAA